AUCCACCCUCCCCCUCUUCCUGCUUGCUAACUCCACAGCGACAGCGAGGAGCAAUUGACGCCCAGGUAGACAUUACUAUCACAUACACACGUAGCACUUAACCCACCCAGGUUUGCCGAGGAGGAACACGGGAGAAGACGAGAGGCUGCUGCUGCUGCCGCCGUUUCUGGACAGCUGACCUGAGCGACCUGGAGAGCUAACACACCUGUGUGAGCUUCACUGGAGAAUGUAGCUGCAGCCCUCCAGCCAAGCCACAGGAAACACGCCACCAUGGGAGAAGCUCAAAAGGGCUUACUCUCUGUCAUUGAGAAACUGAAGGGAUCCACAGAGCAGGAGGUCAGGAUAGUGCUUCUGGGGUUGGACAACGCCGGCAAGACCACCCUGCUGAAGAGCCUCGCCUCUGAGGAUGUGAACACCAUCACGCCAACACAGGGCUUCAACAUAAAGAGCGUUGCCUCCCAUGGCAUGAAACUCAACGUCUGGGACAUUGGAGGCCAGAGGAAGAUCAGGCCCUUCUGGAAAAAGUACCUGGAAAACACAGACCUGUUGAUUUAUGUUAUUGACAGCGCAGACAAGAAGCGGUUUGAGGAGACGGGACUGGAGCUGUCCGAGCUGAUCGACGAGGAGAAUCUAAAGGGCGUUCCAGUGCUCAUCUUUGCCAAUAAGCAGGAUCUGGCCACAGCAUCGCCGGCCAGUGAGAUCGCCGAGGGACUCAACCUGCAUACGUACCGGGACCGUGAGUGGCAGAUUCAGGCCUGCUCAGCUGUGUCUGGGGAGGGCGUUCAGGAUGGCAUGAACUGGAUUUGCAACAACAUCGUGAAUAAGAAAAAGUGAGCCAGCGUCCCAAACAACACUGACCCGAGUCAAAGAGAGAACCAGCAUCACGGAAGCAAUUCAAAACAUAUUUCACUUCAUUUAACAUCAGCGCACCUCGCCCAUGGCAGGUCCCGCCCCCCCUGCAGAUCUGAAUGAUCUGAACAAUUCUGUUUUUACUGAUUCUGUAAUUUUUAUGAACAUUUUGCAAAUGUAGCUAAUUUAAAGAAAGAUGAGUGAAUUUGGCAUUAAUUAGUCAUUGUUCUAUUCCAAAAAAUGUAUGUUUAUUGUUGUCCCAAGGGUCCUUGUCUGGUGAAUUUGUGUGCUUUCUGAGGAAACCAAACUGACUGUGUAGCCAUGUAGAGCUGUUGGGGUUUGUCAGUUACAUAGACACCAGUUCAGUGUGAGUGUAAAGUAUGUGUUUUGAGAUUU
Molecule: messenger RNA, 1245 nt
Organism: Chelmon rostratus (copperband butterflyfish)
Lineage: Eukaryota; Metazoa; Chordata; Actinopteri; Chaetodontiformes; Chaetodontidae
Gene: arl3l1
Product: ADP ribosylation factor like GTPase 3, like 1
Exons: 6
Coding region: 271-834 (187 amino acids)
Biological process (GO): cilium assembly
Cellular component (GO): microtubule cytoskeleton; cytoplasm
Molecular function (GO): GTP binding; GTPase activity
Source: RefSeq, a predicted model, not a curated record